Messenger RNA from Racocetra persica, 888 nucleotides. The record is from the annotation of a GenBank genome assembly. NCBI's taxonomy places the organism in Eukaryota, Fungi, Glomeromycota, Glomeromycetes, Diversisporales, Gigasporaceae.
AUGGUUAAGGAAGAAAGUGCCACUAAAGUAUUUGCAUACUUUGUGAAUGCAUUUCUAAUUCUUCGUUCUCGAGGCAUCAUAUCAAAUGAGGUAAUUAAGGAUCAAGAACCAUUGAAGGAAUUUAGUGCAUUAAGGGAUCAUAUCUUUAGAAUUGAAGAUUCAAAUUAUCAAGCAAAUGCAUCUAGCCAAAUUACCGAUGAUAAAAGUGAUUUCAUUCAAUUACAUGAUGAUAUUGAUAAAUUGCAUAAUAAAAUUAUUGAAUUUGUCACUGAUUUGAAAAGUGACAUUUGCAUACAUUCAAAUAAGAUUUCAGAACUAUUACAACACUAUAAGUGCGAAGCAGAGACAUCAAACCUGCAACCCACACAACUCGUCAAAGAAGUUUUGAAACGCUUAGUAAUUGAUACAAUUAUUGACACGGUUAAUGAAUACUUUGAAUCUAAUGAAGCAGAUGACUUCUAUCCUGGAAGUAAUGUAUUAGGCAUAUUGUUAAAAAAUUUAUGCUUAUUAACAGUUAAAAAGUCUGAUAACGAUAACAAUAUCAUAAAAGAAAUUCCAAUAAAAGAGCGUCAGCAAAUUUACUUGUUUCUUAGAAAUUUAGUGUUCGAUGAAGAUGGAAAUCACGAGCAUUGGUUUAUACAUAAUAGCAAACAACAGCUUAUUGAUACGAUAAAUAAAUACCGUAUCAUCAAUGAUUAUUCUAAGAGAAAGGAAAUUGAAGAUUAUGCUUCAUCGCUUAUUCGUGAUGUUAUUAACAUAUUUUAUUUUCGAAGAUAUACACAUGAACGAAUUAUAAAUUAUAUGUUGAUUAAAAAUGACGAGCCAAUAGAUCCCUUCUCUGUGAAUGAAAUUUGGGAUGACAAUGUCAAUAUUAAUAAUUUGAUCUAG